AAGGAAGUGGCACAAAGGCUGACGUGCUGUUUAGGCCAUGUUUAGGAAGGUUUAGGCCAUUCCUGCAUCUUUCCUUUUGACAAUGGAAGUCAUGUGAAAUCUCGAAUCUAGGCCUGCAUCUACCUCAUCGCUCGUCCCAAAAUUUCCUGCGGAAAAUUUGAAGGUGCACCAUGAGUGAAAACAAGGAGGGAGACCCUGUAGAUGGUGGGGAAAGCAGUGAUCGAAGCUUGUCCGACAGCUGGACUGUCCUUGAUUCAAGUCAUUUUAAAGAUGAUGGUGACUUGAGUGAUGCAGAAUCAGUUGAAGUUUUGGCAAGUGAAGAACUGCUAGUUGAUGACAUCUCUGACCAGGAGAAAAGCCGUGAACGGUUCACAUCAGAUGCUCUGGCUGCACUAAUUUCUGACAGCUGUAGCAUAAGCAGCACUGCUACUGUUGUUGCAUCAGUGGAUGCAACAACAGCUGUCACUGAAGCAGAAGAGGUCAUCGCCCCACCAACAGAAGUUAGUGGUGCGCCAACAGAAGACAGAGAAAAUGAAAGCAUUGAAACUGGCACAAAGCCAAUCUCCCUGAGGAAGCUCUUGAAGGAUAUAACAGCUAAAGCCUUUGGACAAGACCUUGCUAGAUUGUGCUUUGAAGUCUGUAUUUACACUCUUAUCAUUGAUUUGGUCUUCUUGGCAUGCUUUGGAUUAUCUUCACUGUCAUGUAUCUUGGACCAGUCCAACUUUUCUCUCAUGAAGAACACAAAAUCUUAUGAGCGAUAUCAACUGGACCCUUUAUCACUGCAGUUAAGCCACGUCCUUGCUGAAUGGAAGAAACGCCCCCUAGAAGAUCACAAUCUUGAUCGCCACCUGCUCAAGACUAUGCUUUUGUACUAUGGUGGGAGCACUGAACUAUCUGCCAACCUGUUUGCUCUGACGGAGAAAGUUCAAAAGCACAACGAAAUCAUCAAGCAAUUCAGCAAGAAACAAGAUAUGAAAGACGUACAGCAUCAGCAAAUGAUAGUAUCUGGACACUUGGCUCAUUCAAUUGCAUGUAUUCUUGGGAAACAAGAUAAUGAUAAAUCUAUUCCUGUGGACCUGUUUACAACUUUAAGCAAUGGCACAGAUGAGAUUGAUGCAUUUGCUCCGGAGCCUGGCUUCUGGCUUAAUGAUUGGCACCUUCCUCAGUACUUAAAAGCCAAUGAAACGUUUUAUCGAGUUGAUACCAAACCUGUCUUGCCACCAAUGCGUAAUUUGUUCCUCCACCUUGGCUCAGCCAAGUGGAAUCAGUAUUUCUGGAAGUUGUAUCACCAGGAUGAGAAAGAUGAAAGUGCAAACAAAGCAAAGACCAGGGGGAAAGUGAGUGCUGAAGAGGUUACCAGGAAGGUUUCUGAUGACUUGGAGGGAGAGGAAACAGAAAGAUCUCCUUUGGAUGAUGCUCAUGUCGGAGACUUUAUUUCAAUUGAGGAGUCAUCUGGCAAUAUUGAUUUAGUACCAGAAACGCCUGAUGAUGAUGAAAAUGAUCCAAUAUACCCACUUUUUGUGAACAGUUUGGUUGAAACGGUAGAUGAAGAUGUAGAUGAGGAUGACUCAGAUUACAAGUUUGAAGACUUUGGAGGCUACUUUGAGGUACUCGACCGCAACAAAUAUUUUGGCAAUGACAUAAACUACCAUAGUAGGUAUGAAUGCUCAGAUGAAAGCUGUCGGCAGUUUCAAAAAAUAAAUGCUGAGAAAAUUGAACGGGUUGAUGACUCUAUUAAAAGCAAAUUAAGUGAGCUGUUUGAUGAGAAUGCCUUAGGUGGACAACAGAAAGCAGAGGCGUUUGAAGUUCAGUCGGAAGAAUUUUCUCUCAACGAGCCUCAGGUAGACAAGAAACCCAAAGCCAAAGCCGGUAAAAGGAAGUAUUCCCGCUCUAACCCAGAUGGUUCUAAAGGAAAAAGCAAACAAAAGAAGAAGGAUAAGCGAAAAUCCAGUUCAGAAGAUAAUGGUUUGGAACGUAAAAAGAAAUUAAAGGUGAAAGACAAUAAGAAAAAAUCUGCAGGGGGUGAACUGCACUACUAUAAUUUAGAUGAUAAAGUUCUGAUGAAGAAACGGUACAUUUUGGAAAGCGAUGGGGACUGGAGUACUCGCAUGGCUCUUAAUAGAGAAAAGUUAAGGGCUCUUGGUGAAAAAAGUAAUGAUCAAAUAUUGAUGAAAGAUAAUGAAAAAAAAUCUGGAGGGAGUGAUUUGCACUACUAUAAUUUGGAUGAUAAAGUCUUGAUGAAAAAAAGCUAUAAUAUGGAAAGUUACGGGGACUGGAGUACACGCAUGGCUCUAAACAGAGAGAAGUUAAGAGCCCUCAGUGAAAAAGGGAAUGAUCAGAUAUGGGUGUUUGAACGUGCAAGGGCACGACGUGAUAUGCGAGAGGAGACAUUUACAGAGUGAUUGUAUUCCAUAUAAUUUGCUUUCUUAUGUUGUAGAGAUCUGACCUGUAGAGAUUUUUUUCCUAAAUCCUUCAUUGUGACUUGAAAAUGUUUCCCCUCGUCAAAGAACUUUGAGUGAAGUGAACUUAAAAUGUUCUUAGGUUACUUGAGAGGAAAAAAUAUCAGUAGACUGGGACAAGGUCUGAGUCAUCAAUUUGUGAUUUCCUUUUGUGAUUUUUGUUUAUUGUUUGUCUAUGGUUGUCCUGCUCAUGAAGCUCGUCGUAAUUGUACACAAGUAUUUAAGUUGAUGACAUUUGGUUAGAUGUAUGUAUUAACCUAAUUUAUUAAUUGCUCUCUCGUUUUUGAAAGGCAAUAUUCAAUCCAUUUUUAUUUUACUUUCUUCACACCAUUUUCGUUUGAAAUGUGUAUGUUUCAUUUUGUCUCCUGUUAAUUGUAUUACUGUGUGAUUUUGUUCCCUCAUGUACCUGUUGUCUUACUUUAAUUAUUUCUUAACUCGGUGUGAUCCAACCCAGUUAGUUUGUGGAUUAUAUAUGAUAGGGGAUGAAAGCAAGUUUACACGCACUGAGCUGGUCAUGAUUUAGACAUAAUGCGGACUUUGCUGAUCAUAAUCAGCACCAGUAAAAUUGUUUAAAAUCCAACGUAGAUGUAAGUCUUACUUGUUUGACAGUGUAGGUUCUUUGAUUGUUUACUUUUUACUGUAGUGACAUUAUCUUUUCCUUUUUAGUUUGUUUCUUGAGCUCAUCUAUAAUCUAUGAAGAAGUCCGUCCUUAGCCUAUUGUAACAUCCUGAGGUAUGGGUCUAGUUGAUUGAGCAAACCCUUAUUAUUAUUUUUUUUGAAUGGUCCAUAGUUUUAAAUUCUUGUCUUCAUUUGUUGUUGUAAAUUAACUCACGAGCAUGUCAUUUAAUUUUGUCUUAAUACUACUUGAUUAGUUUUGUGUGUAUCUCUCAUAUUAUGUUGAUUGAUUAGUAUUUAUUAAUCUGAUUGUGAGGCACAAAAAAUGCCCACUGUCCCUAAAGCUGAGGAGUGCCAAGUUACGUUAGGAGCACAGGAUUUAUGACUUAUGUCAUACAUGUGCUUUUGUUUAGUAUAGUUUCUGUAAAAUUAGAUUCAAUAUUUACUGUUUGCAAAAGUUUUUCCUUAAUAAUUUCUGUAGAUUGCCAUGUUAUUACCUGUGCAUAUUAAUGAUCAUAGUGGAGAUUGACACAUUAGAGUUUCACUAAUUUAUCUAUACAUGCUUUUUUAGUAGUUCUGUGUUAAGAAUUUAUUGAAGUUACUGUGUAGUGUAAUUUAAACCGAAAUUCAGCAAAGUUGAUCUUCCUCCUGCUCCAUGAUGGAGUUUUUCUCAGAUUAUGCUGUAAUUCAAUAUCAAAUUAAACUUUUAUGCCAUGUGGCUUUUGCUUGCUAGUGUUUCUGUGCCAAAAGGUGCCCUUUGGACCAAUAGAUCUUUCACGUUUUAUCUAUAGACAGCUCUCUGCAGCAAUGUGUUGACCAAUAUUUGAUAUAACUUCUAUCCAAGUAUUGAUCAUUUAGUUUUUGACAGGUUCUGAAUUUCUUCAUUUGAUUAUCAGUCCACAAGAAUCUUAAUUUUUGUACUAAAAUAAAUAGCUUGUGCUUUUUUUUUGUAAAACCACAAUACCGAUCAUUGUAUGCAGCUUACAUCCACACUCCAUAACGUAACCUGGGAUUCUAGUUGCUUCAACGUACUUCAUUUGUUAGAAUAAAUAUACUGUGUAGGAAGAGGAAAAAAGUCAAAGAACCUUUCAUUUUAUUUUGCAAAAAUAAAGCGAUUAAGACCUUAAUAAA
Molecule: messenger RNA, 4205 nt
Organism: Thrips palmi
Lineage: Eukaryota; Metazoa; Arthropoda; Insecta; Thysanoptera; Thripidae
Exons: 5
Coding region: 171-2402 (743 amino acids)
Source: RefSeq, a predicted model, not a curated record